UUUACAAGCGCGAGCACUUCAGAGAGUAGACACUGGCAUCGCACCGCAAUAUAGAUGGAAUUAUAAUAAUGGAUUACCACUGGGUACUGUUUUCUGUCUUGUUGCAGUUAAGCUUUCAAACAGGCAGGUCCAGACCCACCAUCACCCCCGGCAAUCCCCACCUGGUCAUUCCAAUGAAUUCUCCCUUAAGCCUGAUUUGCAAGGGUGACCGGGUGGUGCGGUGGCACCGGGAGGACCGUCCAAAGCUGAGGGGUGAGGUGCGGAGUAAUGGGCUGGCCGAGCUGAAAAUACCCAAAGCUAUGCCUGUCCACAUGGGUCGAUACAUCUGCCUAGAGGAGAGCAGUGGACAGCAGAACUCUGUCUACGUCUAUGUCAAAGAUCCUGAAAAUGCCUUUAGAAAGACAAUGGUAUUCAGCGUCCUGGCUCGUGUGGGAGACAGUAUCGCCAUCCCCUGCCUAGCCACCGACCCCGCCAUGGUCAACCUGCGCCUGGAGCCGUGUCAUGGCGGAGCUCUUCCUGCUGGCCUCCACUAUCUACCCAGCCUGGAGCGAGGCAUGGUCAUUGAUAACACUCAGAAAGCCUUUGAGGGCUGUUAUAUCUGUACCGGCAGACUGGACGGCGUCCUUGUCAAAUCACGCGACUAUGAUCUGACUGUGCGUCCAGUUCCAGACACGCCCCCUGUGAUUGAGAUGCGGGGACCAAAAAGUUUGGUUUUGACACGGGGCCAGACUCUUACUCUGACCUGCAGUACCACCAAUGUCAACGGAGACAUUAAGCUGAAGUGGACCUCUCCACCCGGCACGCAACCAACAGUGGAAAACGCCUCACGCAUCCUGACUGAGCCCAUCACGCAUGUCCGGAGCAGUACACUCACCAUCAACUCUGUUAGUAAACAGGAUUCUGGGAGAUAUCGUUGUGAGGGUCAGAACGAGAAGGGGAUCAGUUUUGAGUCGAUCUGGCUGGACGUCUAUGACAGAGGUUUCAUCAAUUUGUCCCCCGCUGACAAUGGGACAGUGCGCGUCCGUGCAGGAGAGAGUCUGUCCCUGCAGGUGGACAUGGAGGCAUACCCCAAACCGCACACAUUCACAUGGAGCUUCACAGGCCAGCCGCUCAAAAACACCUCAGACCAUGUAAUCACCACACAGGCCAAACAACAACAACAACAACACAGGUACACCAGUGAGCUGAGGCUGGUCCGUCUGAAAAUGUCAGAAAGUGGAGUAUACACUUUUUAUUCCUCCAAUGGUGAUGCAUCAGUCAAUCAGACAUUUUCGGUCUACGUUAUCAGUAAACCAGAGAUUGUAUCUCAUGAGGGCCCGGUUGAUGGACAGGUACGAUGUGUAGCUAAGGGAUACCCUGCCCCUCAGAUCACAUGGUACUACUGUGAACAGCCCUAUAUACGAUGCUCCCAUCAGAUGAAUGCCACGCAGGAGGAGCAGGACAUUGUCACUGUGACGUUGCUGAGUCCCUCUUUCGGGAAGACGGAGGUGGAGAGCAGGCUAAACGUCACGACAGGAAGAUUCAACACGCUGGAAUGUGUGGCCACGGUAGAUGGAGAGCAGGCCUACACGCUGUUCUCUAUAAGUGAAAGAACUGUACAACAUGAGCUCUUCACCCCUCUGCUGAUUGGCUUUGUGUCGGCAGCCGCCCUCCUCUGCUUCAUCCUUGUUGUGCUCUUCUACAAGUACCUGCAGAAACCGAAGUACCAGAUCCAGUGGAAAGUUAUUGAAGGUAUCCACGGAAACAACUAUGUGUACAUUGACCCUACCCAACUCCCAUAUGACAGCCAGUGGGAGUUCCCUCGAGACAAACUGCGAUUUGGAAAAACUCUGGGUUCCGGAGCUUUCGGGAAGGUGGUGGAAGCUACUGCUUAUGGGAUGUCCAAGGCCGAUACAGUGAUGACAGUGGCAGUCAAAAUGCUGAAGCCCAGUGCCCACGCCACCGAGAAGGAGGCGCUGAUGUCAGAGCUGAAAGUUCUGAGCUACUUGGGAAACCACAUGAACAUUGUCAACCUGCUGGGAGCCUGCACUGUUGGAGGUCCAACCCUGGUGAUCACAGAGUACUGCUGUUUCGGUGACCUCUUGAACUUUCUGAGGAGGAAGAGAGAAAUGUUCUUCUGUUCGAAGCUAGGGGAAGACUGCUAUUACAGGAACGUCAUGCUACAGAGGGAGACAGCUACGACGGAGACAGUUGGGUCAGGAGACAGCAGGAAUGGUUAUAUGGACAUGAGACCUUCUGUUGCUGGCGUCCUGCCCAGUGGCUUCUCCUCGGAGAAGAGACGCUCCAUACGCAAAGCAGGUGGAUCCAGCAGUGAACCAGAUGUUGUGAGUGAAAUGCUCCAUGAGGACGGUCUCUCUCUGGACACAGAGGAUCUGCUUAGCUUCUCCUACCAAGUAGCUAAAGGCAUGGACUUCCUGGCUUCGAAAAACUGUAUCCACAGAGACCUUGCUGCCCGGAACAUUCUGCUGACCCAGGGACGAGUGGCAAAGAUCUGUGACUUCGGCCUGGCUCGUGACAUCACCACUGACUCCAACUAUGUGGUGAAAGGCAAUGCUCGCCUCCCCGUCAAGUGGAUGUCACCAGAGAGCAUUUUUGAAUGUGUGUACACAUUUGAGAGUGACGUGUGGUCCUAUGGCAUCUUGCUGUGGGAAAUCUUCUCGCUCGGAAGCAGUCCAUAUCCUGGGAUGCCUGUGGACUCAAAGUUCUAUAAAAUGAUUAAAGAAGGAUACAGAAUGGAUGCACCAGACUUUGCACCAAGUGAAAUGUUUGAGAUAAUGAAUUCGUGCUGGGAUCCAGACCCCUUUAACAGACCCAAUUUCAACAAGGUGGUGGAAAGAAUCGAACAACAGCUGUCAGACACAACCAAACACAUUUAUCUGAACUUCAGCUCCAGGUUUCCAGUGACAAUGGGGCCCCCUGGUACCAAGACGGAUCAGGGGGCCCAGAACGCCAGCUUCCUGCGUCUCAACCCGGUAGGCAGCAGCAACUCCCAUACUCAACCCCUAUUGGCCAAUGCCAGCGAUGACGUCUUCCUGGAGGAGACGGCCACAGGGCUCGUGAUCCACCGGGUGUAGGCUCCAACCCUGAAGGGCUGCCCCAUGAAGUGCCUGUUCAGUGCUGCCCCAAAUCACCCACUCCACCCCAUCCCCUAUAUUCAAACUGUUAGCUUUCGCCCCCUUCAGAAAGAGGCCUAAUUUCAGCUGAUAGACAGAAUAUUCCUGAAAGCUCUGCUUCAGGUCUCCUUAGUGUGUAUUUUUGUUGUCAACAUUUUACAAGUAGAAUUUUGUUUGUUCUCCAGCGUUUAUAAUGGUGGCGGGACAAAACUGUGGGCAGAGGCACUAUAAAUUUGAACGUCAUUCCGUAGAUCAUGGAGAUAUUCCAGUCCAUCUUUUUUUUUUUUUUGUCUUUCAAGAGUUAAUGUCAGUAUUACUCCAAACAUUCAGUUUUGGUGAUUAUGUGAAGGAGAGAUAUUUUGUCAGACAUUUCUAAGGCCAAGGGUUGAAAUAAUCAGUCUAAAGUCUCAAUCCAAAUAUCCAAAAUGAAUGGUACUACUUCAGUCAAGCUGACGUUCCUGUGUAUAUGUGUAUAGAUUAAUCUUGGGUAUGACUAGUAAUAGGUGUAUCAUGUGAGCUGUAGUAUUACCUUUCAUUCACCAGGAAAGUCUUUGUAAAUAUGUAAAUAUGUUUCUUGUGUCGGCACCUCUUCUGUCCUUGGUACAGGACUCUUGUUUACAUUCGUCAUCAGAUAGGUACUGCCCUAUGACCGUGGUGUUUUCCUUAUUAACAAACUCUCACCAACAAUGUGAAGGUUCGAAAAGUGCUGGGCUAUGACGCCCGUACCGUAUACAGUGGGGAGAACAAGUAUUUGAUACACUGCCGAUUUUGCAGGUUUUCCUUCUUACAAAGCAUGUA
Messenger RNA from Esox lucius (northern pike), 3911 nucleotides. RefSeq names its product KIT proto-oncogene, receptor tyrosine kinase a (gene kita). Gene Ontology annotation, cellular component: signaling receptor complex. NCBI's taxonomy places the organism in Eukaryota, Metazoa, Chordata, Actinopteri, Esociformes, Esocidae. The record is from RefSeq and is a predicted model, not a curated record. Bases 69 to 3074 code for a protein of 1001 amino acids. Gene Ontology annotation, molecular function: ATP binding; transmembrane receptor protein tyrosine kinase activity; cytokine binding. Gene Ontology annotation, biological process: positive regulation of receptor signaling pathway via JAK-STAT; Fc receptor signaling pathway; positive regulation of MAP kinase activity. The transcript has 21 exons.